AACUUCAGUACCCCUCCAGCCGAGCCCCCUCGAGCUCAACAGCCACAGCGCGAGGGCGCCUUGACGACUCGAGGCAGCUGCUGGAGCGCAGGACACCUGUUGCCACGGAAACAGCACCGGUGGGAAAAAUCACCAAUAACAGAAAACAGAAGAAAAAACCCGUUGCUUGGCCAGGUGUUUCCUCCACAGCUGUUACAGACAGUCAGACAUGUCAUCUCCAGCGCUGCUCAACCUGCUCCGAUGUGCUCGCUCCACCGUCACCAGGCAGACCUUCCUCGCCGUACGCUCCUCACCAGAAAUAUCCGCAGCUUCUGCACAGGUGGGCGGAGCCUUGUUCGGGGUGGUGGGCGUGCGUCGCGCCAGCGGGUCGACUCUCUGUGACAGCAACGGCAGCGGCCGGCCGGUCACCUGGGACUCAUUCGGUAUCUGGGACAACAGGAUAGAAGAGCCGAUACUGCUGCCCUCCAGUAUCAGAUAUGGAAAACCCAUUCCACAGGUCAGUCUGUCCCGGGUUGGCAGUGCAUCUGUUUUGGGUCACAGGAAGCAGAACGAGGACCGCCUCCGUGUCGCCCGUAUCCAUGACAACCUGCUGUACUUUGCCGUGUUCGAUGGCCACGGCGGUCCGCACGCCGCCGACUACUGCUACACCUUCAUGGAGAAGUUCAUCAGAGAUGCUCUGGAGGACGACGACGACCUGGAGAAAGUUUUAAAGAAAGCGUUUUUAGACGUCGACAAGGCUCUACACACACACCUCAGCUACUUCAACAAUGCUUCCUUCCUGACAGCCGGCACCACGGCGACGGUUGCAUUGCUGCGUGACGGCGUGGAGCUGGUGGUCGGUAGCGCUGGAGACAGCCGGGCGUUGGUGUGCAGAGAGGGACAAGCCAACAUGCUCACCAGAGAUCACACACCUGAUCGCAAGGACGAGAGACAAAGGAUCCAGAGGUUCGGCGGCUUCGUGACAUGGAACAGCGUCGGUGUGGCGAAUGUUAACGGGCGGCUCGCCAUGACUCGCAGCAUCGGAGACUUCCACCUGAAAGGCAGUGGUGUCAUCGCAGAACCGGAUACACGACGGCUCACUGUCCAGCACGCCAGCGACUCCUUCCUGGCUCUGACCACCGACGGCAUCAACUUCCUGCUGAGCGACCAGGAGAUCUGUGAUGUCAUCAACCAGUGUCAGGACCCCACAGAGGCUGCUGACGUCAUCGCUGAGCAGGCGUUGCAGUACGGCUCAGAGGACAACGCCACCAUCAUCGUUGUCCCUUUCGGAGCCUGGGGGAAACAUCAGAGCUCCACCGUCGUUUACAGCAUCAGCAGAAACUUCUGUUCAAGUGGGAGAUGGGCGUAGAGGACACACACACACACACACACACACACACACACAUAAAACAACACCAUGAAGUUGACUUCAAGGACACAAACAUUUUUAAUCUUUUUUAAUGAUUAUAAAACCCCCUGAAUUCAUCUGACGACACUCAGCGGAGAAUCCACAGUAACUUCAGAGCUUUAGAGUUGACUGUAGUAUUAAUGUGUGUGUCAGCUCGUCAACCGUGUACAUAGGAUGUAAAUUAAUAUGUUGUACAUACAGAGAGGUUUGUCGCAGUGUUGUUUGUCAAUCCGUGUUUAGACAAAACAUUUAACAUCCCUCCUGUAUUUCUGUCACACUGACAGUUCGCCCAGUCCCAUUUGAAAUGUCCAAAAUGUCGACUUGUCAGGAAGAAAGUUUUGUUUUUUGAGUUUUGAGGUCAGAGUGGAUUUGAUGUGUUUUUUACAGAGGUGAUAAACGGGGGUUUAUUUUGUUCCAAACAAAAAGAACCAUGUCACUGAAAUGUCACUUUGCUUCAUCAUAUCACAUCAAAUGCUAAACAUUUUUAGCCCUUUGAGUGAAACUUACUGAUGUUGAAAAUGGCCAAUUUUAUGUCACAAGUAAAGCAGAUGAAACACAGAUGAUAAAUAACACAUGAAGAAAUAAAAGCCAAGGUAAAACCUGCCUAUAAUAACUGCA
Epinephelus lanceolatus (giant grouper) is the source of this 2005-nucleotide messenger RNA. RefSeq names its product protein phosphatase, Mg2+/Mn2+ dependent 1Ka (gene ppm1ka). The record is from RefSeq and is a predicted model, not a curated record. Gene Ontology annotation, molecular function: cation binding; protein serine/threonine phosphatase activity. Gene Ontology annotation, biological process: protein dephosphorylation. NCBI's taxonomy places the organism in Eukaryota, Metazoa, Chordata, Actinopteri, Perciformes, Serranidae.